AUGUCUUCCAAAUUCACCAUCCCUCAACUCCUUGUCCUCCUCCCCUUCCUCGGCCUCGCCAUUGCUGCACCAGCUCAAAAGUCAACCGCCAAAGCAACACCCACCUCCGCGGCCCUCAGUAACGGCCUUAUGGCGAGCAAUCUAAAGCCCACCUGUGCGCCAGGCGGAAACAUCGACCUCUCAAAAUGGACUCUCCAACUACCGAUAGGAACAACAGGUCAUCCCGAAUCCAUCAGCGGUUCCAAGCUCGCAGGGUGCAAUGGAUACACCCAAAAAGAUUAUUUCUACACCAACACCGAUGGUUCCGUUGUGAUGAAAGUUCCAGGCGGAGUGUCUACCGGCUGCGUCACCACCCCCAACUCCAAGCACUGCCGCACUGAGCUCCGCGAAGCCAGUCCCAGUUCCUGGGAUCCUAGCUCUUCUAGCAAUAAACUCAGUGCUACUCUCCAAGUAAUUACCGCUGAUGAUUCAACCCACGGGACUGUCAUUGGACAAAUCCAUAUCGAUGAUAGCGUGUCUUCCAAGCCCGUGUGCGAGCUAUUUUAUAACUCUAAGGGAGCGAUUUCAAUAGGUGUUGAACAAACUAGAGCUGGUGGUAAUGAAAUUGUUACCCAAGUGGGGAGUGUAGCUGUGGGAUCUAAGUUCUCGUAUGAGAUUGCCUAUCAGGGGGGAGAAUUGACUGUGGCUAUUAAUGGGGGCGCGGCGAAGGUUUUGGAUACUUAUCAGUUGGAUAGUCCGAAGAGUUACUUUAAGGCUGGGAAUUAUAAUCAAGGAGAUAGCAAGUCUGAGGUGCAUUUCUUUGCUAUUGAUGUUCAGCAUUGA
Messenger RNA from Sclerotinia sclerotiorum 1980 UF-70, 822 nucleotides. RefSeq lists its product as hypothetical. Bases 1 to 822 code for a protein of 273 amino acids. The record is from RefSeq and is a predicted model, not a curated record. The transcript has a single exon. NCBI's taxonomy places the organism in Eukaryota, Fungi, Ascomycota, Leotiomycetes, Helotiales, Sclerotiniaceae.